CACCAAACCAUGAGGGACUAGUAAAACCCCGGUUCACGCGCUCCUCAUUUCCUCCCCGUCAUUUGAAAUCUCAAUCUCUAAUCUCUUCAGGUUGAAAUCCUCGAUCAGCAGUCUUUCUUGUAGAAAUGAAUGAUUUUGGAUAUACAGUAGAAGUGACUGGCCUGUCUCCCAAAGCUACUGAGAAAGAUGUUUAUGAUUUUUUCGCCUUCUCUGGUGCCAUUGAGCAUGUUGAAAUUGUUAGGUCUGGUGAAUAUGCAAGCACUGCCUAUGUGACAUUCAAAGAUGCUUAUUCUCAGGAGACUGCUAUCUUGCUUACUGGUGCGACACUUCUUGAUCAUCGUAUAUUCAUAUCGCGCUGGGGGCAAUAUGAAGAGGAAUUUGAUUUUACUGGCCCUUCAAGAAGCCAAGAAGAUGAAGCAAGUUCAUGGCAACCUCCACUAAGAAGCCAAUUUGUAUCUCAUGCUGGAGAAGCUGUUUCAUUCGCUCAGGAUGCUGUGAAAGCCAUGUUGGCCAAUGGAUAUGUGUUAGGCAAAGAUGCUUUAAGCAAAGCCCAAGCCUUUGAUGAGUCUCAUCAGGUUUCGGCAACCACUGCAGCUAAAGUUGCUGAACUAAGUGAGAGGAUUGGCCUCACAGAUAAACUUCGUGUGGGUGUUGGUGCUGUUAGAUCUGUGGAUGAGAGAUACCAUGUAUUGGAGAACACUAAAUCAGCCAUUUCUGCUGCAGGAAGAACCGCUGCUGCUGCUGGAAAAACUGUAGUCAGUAGCAGCUAUUUUUCCCAGGGAGCUCUUUGGGUGUCAGAUGCAUUAGAACGGGCAGCUAAAGCAGCAGCUGACUUGGGCAAUCGCGGUGUUCAUCAGUAAUGUUUUGAUAGCAAUACAUACACACAGUUCUUGGUUCUGUGGAUAAGCACCUUCGCAUAUGUACUCAGUUAGCAGUUUGAUGUUUAUAUUCAUUGAAAGUUUGAAAAUAUAUAUGCUUUGUUGGGUAUCAUAUCAAUCGCUAGUGGAUUUGCCAUUACAAUCCACAAACCCCUUGCUAUGUAGUGGGCGACAGGAUGGAUUACGGAGGA
Molecule: messenger RNA, 1069 nt
Organism: Hibiscus syriacus
Lineage: Eukaryota; Viridiplantae; Streptophyta; Magnoliopsida; Malvales; Malvaceae
Product: binding partner of ACD11 1-like
Exons: 5
Coding region: 126-860 (244 amino acids)
Molecular function (GO): RNA binding
Source: RefSeq, a predicted model, not a curated record